This is a messenger RNA of Leptosomus discolor (cuckoo roller), 1532 nucleotides long. NCBI's taxonomy places the organism in Eukaryota, Metazoa, Chordata, Aves, Leptosomiformes, Leptosomidae. The record is from RefSeq and is a predicted model, not a curated record.
AUGGUUGUCUUCAAGUACAUUGAGGAUAAAGAUGUGUUUCAAAAAUUCUAUGCUAAAAUGCUGGCAAAAAGACUCGUUCAUCAGAACAGUGCUAGCGACGAUGCUGAGGCCAGCAUGAUCUCUAAACUAAAACAAGCUUGUGGUUUUGAGUAUACCUCCAAGCUGCAGCGGAUGUUCCAAGACAUUGGUGUAAGCAAGGACUUGAAUGAGCAAUUUAAAAAGCACCUGACCAAUUCAGAACCAUUAGAUUUGGAUUUCAGCAUCCAGGUGCUGAGCUCUGGGUCGUGGCCGUUCCAGCAGUCCUGCACGUUCGCUCUGCCCUCUGAGUUAGAACGGAGCUAUCAGAGAUUUACUGCGUUUUAUGCCAGUCGUCAUAGUGGAAGAAAAUUAACAUGGUUGUAUCAGCUGUCCAAAGGGGAACUGGUUACCAACUGUUUCAAAAACAGAUACACGUUACAGGCAUCCACGUUCCAGAUGGCGAUUUUACUGCAGUACAACACAGAAGAUGCCUACACCGUGCAGCAGCUGACAGACAGCACCCAAAUAAAAAUGGAUAUCUUGGCACAAGUUCUACAGAUACUGUUGAAAUCAAAAUUGCUUGUUUUGGAAGAUGAAAAUGCAAAUGUUGAUGAGGUGGAGUUAAAACCAGAUACCUUAAUAAAACUGUAUCUUGGUUAUAAAAACAAAAAAUUAAGGGUAAACAUCAAUGUGCCAAUGAAGACUGAACAGAAGCAGGAACAAGAAACUACACACAAAAAUAUAGAGGAAGAUAGGAAACUACUGAUUCAGGCUGCUAUCGUGAGAAUCAUGAAAAUGAGGAAGGUUCUAAAGCACCAGCAACUGCUCGGAGAAGUGCUAACACAGCUCUCCUCAAGGUUCAAGCCCCGAGUUCCAGUAAUUAAGAAAUGCAUUGACAUUCUGAUUGAGAAGGAGUACUUGGAACGUGUAGAUGGCGAGAAGGACACCUACAGCUACUUGGCUUAGCCUUUUUAUUAGCAAUUACUUGACUGUGUGACACUCUGCAAAUAGGUAUGUGAUGGAAAGAAUGAAAGCAACGGAACUUCAUAGCAGCCACCCUGCUGCCAUUUGGACCUCCCUUUUUAAUGCCUGAGACCAGGACUCCCAUCAGCCAGUCUCAGAUUUACAUCAGAACUGCUCAGGAUUGAUACAUUUCAAGUAUGUAAAUAUGGACACCAAUGCCAUUUAACCUAAUUUAAGAACAGAAAGGAAUCAAACCCUUCUCCUGCAAGGGUUGCAUGCUACUGCAUUUAAAUCAAUACAUUGGCUAGAUGAUAACCAGCUGCCACCAGGGGCAGCACCUAUAAAUGUUGGCAGCACUUUGAGAGCGAGUCUGAAUGGACCCAUGUGUAAUCUGCUAUGAAAACCCAUUUGUAUAGUGUGUUUCAUUUUUUAAUGUGUGAUAAAUAAAAAAAAAAUUAAAAGAUUUCUGUACAAGUUGCAUUUGGUUUUAUUGUUUUAAGUUUCAUGACUUAUCUUUCUAAAUGUAAAUAAAAGGUAUAAUGGUUAUGAAA